AUGUUAGGAAAAUUAUCACAAAGCUCUUUAGCAACGCGUAUACUAGGAACCACGCCUUCUCUUUAUUGUAAUGGUCGUAUUGUUUGUGUUAAUUUAUUACGACAAUAUGCUACUACUACGACAAAAAAUACAAAGAAUACGAAGAAGAAUACAAAGAAUACAAAGACCACAAAGACCACAAAGAGUACAAAGACUAAACGAGGAAGUGACUCUAAAUCAACUCAGAAAAAAAGUAAAAAGGAAAAAGAAAAUGUUUAUCUUAUACCUCAAGAACCAAAAAAGCCUUCAACAGCUUAUACUCUUUUCUUCCGUGAUUUUUUUUACGAAAGACAUAAAAAGAAUCCAGAAGAUAAAGUAACUGAAAUUGCUAGAUUAGCUGGUAAUGAAUGGGUUAAAUUAUCAGCAGAGGAGAAAAACAAAUAUACAAAUCAAUAUAAAGAAAAAAGGGAUGAAUUUAAGACCUCUCAUGAAGCGUGGUUAAGGUCUUUGACACUUGAUCAAAUUGCCCAAGAAAAUAAACGACGUAGAAUGGAGAUGUCUAAGGGAAGGAGAAAAUCAAAAUUGAAAUUGCUUAAACAUCCUGAUCAGCCAAAGAGACCUAAAACACCUUAUAUUCAUUUUGUUGUGGAACGUAUGAGUGACAAUGCAGAGAAAGGAGCUGUUCGGAUUAAAGAACUCGCUUCUGAAUGGAGACAACUCAGUGAUGAAGAUAAAGAGCCGUAUAAAAAAAGAUAUCAACAAUCUAAAAGUGAGUACGAAACAGAUAUGAGAGCGUUCGAAGAGAAAUACAUCGUUACUAAUUAG
This is a messenger RNA of Rhizophagus irregularis DAOM 181602=DAOM 197198, 804 nucleotides long. NCBI's taxonomy places the organism in Eukaryota, Fungi, Glomeromycota, Glomeromycetes, Glomerales, Glomeraceae. The record is from RefSeq and is a predicted model, not a curated record.